AUGAUAGUUGCUCUACGGUUUCCUAUCAAACGGUCAAUGCGAUACCUCGGCGUUGAGAUCGACACGCAGCUCUCUUUCACCAAACACAUACAACAGGCCUCCCGCAAGGCUACCGACUCAGCGAAAGCCAUAGCCAGACUGAUGCCCAACCUCGGUGGACCGUCGCAAAGCAAAAGAGCGCUUCUUGGCACUGUGGCAAACAGCAAGAUGCUGUACGCCUCGCCGACCUGGGCCAUUCGUGGGACAAAAACGGCUAAGAAUGGCGCAGAACUGGCAAGAGCGCAGAGGACCGUUGCACUCCGCAUAAUACGUGCCUACAGGACAGUCUCGGCCGACGCCUCGUCAGUAUUGGCUUCAAUGCUACCGGCAGACCUGCUAGCAACAUAA
Messenger RNA from Metopolophium dirhodum (rose-grain aphid), 387 nucleotides. RefSeq lists its product as uncharacterized. The coding region runs from base 1 to 387 and encodes 128 amino acids. The transcript has a single exon. Lineage: Eukaryota; Metazoa; Arthropoda; Insecta; Hemiptera; Aphididae. The record is from RefSeq and is a predicted model, not a curated record.